Molecule: messenger RNA, 1335 nt
Organism: Alternaria atra
Lineage: Eukaryota; Fungi; Ascomycota; Dothideomycetes; Pleosporales; Pleosporaceae
Exons: 2
Coding region: 1-1335 (444 amino acids)
Source: RefSeq, a predicted model, not a curated record
AUGGCCGCCGCUGCCGCAUCCGCGCCCGUCGUGUCUCUUGUUGAUGCUGCGAAUGUUGAGCGUGAGGAUGCAGUACCAUCGCACGUUUUCCCUUUCCUCAGGCUCCCACGAGAGCUCCGCGACCAAAUAUACGAUUAUACCUUCGCUGCACAAGAGUUCAGCGUCGAUAGGGCUAUUGAGCGUCGUCACUUGAAGUACUUCAAGCCUAGUGCUGCUGCCAUCCUUCUUGUGACCCGCCACUCAUACUUUCUCCUCAACCGUCAAGUCGCCCGCGAAGCCCUCGAGAUCCUCUUCAAAAACCACACCGUCUACCUCAGCUGCGGACCUUUUGUCCUCAAGGCUCUAUUAGAGAAGAUUGAAGAGCCAAAUGGACCCGGCAGACAAUGGCUAAAGUGGCUGAAGAAGGUAGAGUUGGAUUGGCUAACGCUACCCAACCUACAACAUUACCCACCAGACAGAGAAGAAGGGAGGGACGUGUGGUACUGGGAGCAUGAUCAGGUAGAAAUUGAUGUCGACUACAUACGAGGUGCCUAUUACAGCGGUCACUACGACGAGUACGACCACGAAGGCGAAUCUUAUGACGAUAACUUCUACGACGCUUCAAACACAUCAUUGUACCCGUCCUUCCGCCAGCCAGCCACCACACAAGCCGCCAAUAUAAACGACCCCUUUGGCUUCGCAAGCCACUACCCCUUUGCCGACCCAACCCGCGAUCCCGUCCGUGAAGCCUCCGCAGCAGACAUAGCCACGAAGCUAGAUCUCCUCGUCUCAAUGGAAGUCACACCGCUCUUCACAUACCUCGCCUCACCCACCUUCAACCUAAGCAGCAUAACAUUGCCACUGAGGUUUAUAUCCCGCGGCUCACACCAAAGCCGCAGUGUCUCGCGGCCAGGCUUCGCUUUACCACUCAAGAUCCGCUACUGGGUUCAAGUCUGCGUCCAUGCCCUUCUCAUGCUCGCCUCUCCCCAUAUCUCAGGUACCUCGACGUCAACACCGUUGCAAGAGGUACGCGUCAAGUACGCGCCCGUCGAUAUCUGGGCGUCCAUGGAACCAACUGAUGACUUGCGUCGUAUUGUGGACGCUGGUGUCUGGUUUGAUAACCCAGAGGAUGGGCAGGAGGUUGAGAGGGAAGGCGAGGGUGAAGCGUUCCGCGCCGUUUGGGAGGGUAUGCGGGCGAGGACAACACAUGAAGAACGGAGGAAACUGGGAAGGAGAUGGGGAUUGAAAACGGAUAUUAGGUUUAUACCUUGGGAUGGAGAUAUGGAUAGUGGGAGGGUGGGGGAUGAACUCGAGAUUGUGUUUUCGAGGGAUGAGAAUGCUGCUUCUGUAUUAUGA